Molecule: messenger RNA, 1710 nt
Organism: Closterium sp. NIES-65
Lineage: Eukaryota; Viridiplantae; Streptophyta; Zygnematophyceae; Desmidiales; Closteriaceae
Source: the annotation of a GenBank genome assembly
AUGCGCCUCAUCGUCGAUAGCGGUCCGGUGGACGUGACAAAUGUGCUUCACGUCCCGGGGGUGAAGGUGAACCUUCUAUCCGUCCCGCAACUUGCGAAGAAGGGAGUGAUCGCCACGAUCAACGGUGCGAAAAUGAACCUCUUUUGGAAGGGGGAGCAAUUCGCGCAAGGUGUUCUCAACGGAGAUAUCUACCAACUCAAGACGUACUCGAGAGCGGCUUCAUCCAACGUGGCGCAAGGCUCCAAGGCGACUCUCAAGGCGUGGCAUAAUCGGCUUGCGCACGCCAACUACGACUCGGUCAAGGAGUUGGCCAAAAAAGGACUUGCGAAGGGAGUCGACGUGAUCGCCGGCGACGACGAGAAGGGCGUGUGCGCGGCGUGUGUCGAAGGAAAAAUGGCUCGCAAGCCAUUCGGUAGCCGAACGUCACCCCUCGCUAAGAACCCGCUUGCACUUGUUCACAUGGACGUGUGUGGACCGAUGCGGCAUGCAUCAAAGGGAGGAGCGCGGUUCCUCUUAGUGAUGCUCGACGACGCGACGCGGAUGUGUUGGACCCGGCUCUUGAAGGCUAAGGGAGAUGCGGCCAAGGCGAUUCAAGAGUGGGCGCUCGAAGUUUGCGAUGAUGACAAGAAGCGGAUCAAGGCUCGUGCGGCGAUCUACUUGGGAAUUGCGGCGAACGAGUGUGCGUGGCGAGUGUGGGACUUGGGCGACAAGUGCGUCGUCACGUCUCGGGACGUGGUCUUUGAUGAAGACAAGUUCCCGUCGAAGGAGAAACCCACUCAACAACUCACCUUCAUCCUUCCGCCACGAGAGGAGGUUGAAGAGAGUGAGAUUCCACCUCAAGUGGAGAAGGAAGCCGAUGGAGGGGGAGCGAACAGCGAGGAGAGCAUUGAUGAUGUCGUGGAGGUGUUACCAACCAAGGCGGCAACUACCUCCACACCUUCCUCCCUACCAUUGGCCUUGACCCGCGAACGUCGUGAGGUUCGUCCUCCCUCCAAGUACAACGACUACGCAAAGGUAGCCGUUGGGGAGACGGAUAAGGAGGGCACGGCAUUUUGCUUCGCAACCAAGGUGCAACACCUGCUUCUCCUGCACCCACUCCUGCCCCUACACGCACCCGCACUGUUCACGAACAACCUGCGGGCUGCUGACGUGGCGGAGGUGCGCGAUCGAAUCAUGGGUCAUCAGUUGGUCAGUGGCAGCCGCCUCUCUCCCCUCUCCAGACUGCCCAUGCUCGUUGCUUCUUCUCCCCUGUAUCUCCCUCGCCACUUCCUCCUGGGUCUUCCAGAGCAUGAGCGAAAGGAGCUAUGGCAUGCACCUCAUGCUCCUACUUUCCACCACCCCUCCUUCCACUGUACCACAACCCCUUCCUCACCCUCCCUCGGUCACCCGUGCUCGUUGUUUCUUCCUCCUUACCGUUCCCCUCUUCCCCCUCCCAUCCACGCGCUCCAGCUCUUCCUAUGUAUCACGGCAAGGCCCAAUGCAACGGGAAUAAGUGGACGGUUGGGAGUGGGUGGAUGGAAUUGCAUGGAGUGUGGCGGAUGGGAGGGAGUGUGGUGGAUGGGAGGGAGUGUGGUGGAUGGGAGGGAGUGUGGUGGAUGGGAGGGAGUGUGGUGGAUGGGAGGGAGUGUGGUGGAUGGGAGGGAGUGUGGCAGAUGGGAGGGAGUGUGGUGGAUGGGAGGGAGUGUGGUGGAUGGGAGGGAGUGUGGUUAG